CAUGCAAAAUGAGAAAAGGAAUCUAAUCAGUUUCAACCGUCGAAACACUUGCCUCUGUUCUUCUCUGCUUGUGCUUGCGUUGAUUCCAUCGCUGGCCAAGGGUCGUGACUCGUGACACGACCCCAGGAAUUAGCUCGGGCUGCCGUGCUGCCUGCUUGCUGGCGUCCCAGCAGGCCGAGUCCUGCUUUUCUCUCCCAGUCUCCCUCCGGCGCCCCAAUGCCGAGCUGCGGCCACUACGCGUCGCCGCCGGCUCUAGCGUUGACCCGAAGGUUGUCAACGACUCAACGGGGAAGAUUUUCGUCCCAUGAAUGACCUAAUUCAACUAUACAUGACAGCUUUUCUGGAAGGAAACAAUGAGGUUCUUGGUGUAGUUGAGAAGGCAAUCGCUGCUGUGGAAAAAGAGAACAGUAGAGUAGCUUAUCAACUUGAAAGUAUUACAACUGAAAUAAAUUCUGGGAAGGAAAAAUUUAUUCGCUUAAAUGCCAAUCUGGAGAAUUUCCGGAAACAGGCUGAAAAGGACGGUGCCAAGUUUACAUCAAAUAUACGGGUGGAUGUUGUCCAGAGCCUGUUACCUCUGGUUGAUAGUUUUGAGAAAACGAAAUUAGAGAACACCCCAGGGACUGAGAAGGAGCAAAUGGUCAGCACAAGCUAUCAAGGCAUAUACAAGCAGUUAGUUGAAACGCUAAGAUAUUUGGGUGUAGGAGUUGUGGAAACAGUUGGCAAUCCGUUUGAUCCUUUGGUCCAUGAGGCCAUCUCACGAGAAGCAUCCAUGCAAUUCAAGGCAGGGAUUGUCAUGCAUGAAGUCCGCAGAGGGUUCCAUUUGAAGGAGAGGAUGCUAAGGCCUGCUACUGUGAAAGGUCUCAACUGGCUCUGGCAAACAAAGUGCAAGCUCAUAGAGGAGGGCAAAGAUGCCGCUCUGUGGAUCUGAUCAAACGACUAUCAGGAACUGAUAGACAAAUAAAGGACCUCUCCUUCUGAGCAGCAUUUUUCUGUUCAUAACAUGGCGGAUGUGUUCGGUCUCAAAUGAGACAGGUCACCUAUAUAUGUUGUUGCCAGCGAAUUGCUGUUACUUGUAAAUUGUAAUCUGCUAGAAUUUUGCCCACCAAAAGAGAGGGUGUAACAUUGCACAUACAUACCGGCUUUAUAUUGACUUACUUUCUCGAA
Zea mays is the source of this 1164-nucleotide messenger RNA. Its product is annotated as protein GrpE. The transcript has 3 exons. Lineage: Eukaryota; Viridiplantae; Streptophyta; Magnoliopsida; Poales; Poaceae. Gene Ontology annotation, molecular function: adenyl-nucleotide exchange factor activity; protein homodimerization activity; protein-folding chaperone binding. Bases 305 to 928 code for a protein of 207 amino acids. The record is from RefSeq and is a predicted model, not a curated record. Gene Ontology annotation, cellular component: chloroplast. Gene Ontology annotation, biological process: protein folding.